UGGCUGGAGCCCCUCCUCGGGAAAAGAGACUGCUGACCCUAGGGAUUGCCUCAAUGCAGCAUCCUCGUGGGAGCUACCUCUUGAACACCCUGCAGUCCGUGUUCCAAGCUUCCUCAGAAAGUGAGCUGGAGUAUAUCGUGGUGCUGGUCCACCUGUCAGGUCCUGACCCUGAGUGGCUCAGCAAAACAGCUGCCAAUAUUUCAGGUCUCUUCGCAUCACAGAUUGGGGCAGGGAAGCUGCUGGUGAUCCACGGUGGCUCUCCUCUCCCAGGAGAUCUGAGUGACGUUAAUCACUCAUCACCCUGUGAAGCCCUCUAUUCCAGGCAGAAAGUAGAUCAUGCCCUCCUCAUGAACUUUGCCAGCAACCUCUCUGAUUACUUUCUACUGUUGGAAGAUCAUAUUCAUUGCACCCCUAAAUUUGUUGCUGCCAUCUCUUUGGCAUUAUCAGCCUGGAAAGAACUACCUUGGGUGAUCCUGGAGUUCGCCCACCUGAGCAUCUCUGGGAGAGUUUUCCACACCAGUGACCUCUCCCGCCUGACAGCUUUCUUCCUCCUCUUCCAGAAGGACACUCCUAUUCACUUGCUUCUGUCUGAAUUUCGUCUUCUCUUGGCCCAGACUGUUCCUAUUCAUUUCAGUCCCUCUGUCUUCCACCACACAGCUGAUUAUUCUGUGUUUGGCGACAUAUGCUUUCCCGUGGAGAAGGAUAAGGUCUUUGGUGAACCAGACAACCCUGCUGCUACUGUCCUCACUGACAUGGUAUCAAUAUUGUCUGUGAUUCCACAAUACGCUUAUAUACUGAACGAGGAGGGCUACUCUACCUUAGAUCCUUUAAAAGGAAACUACUUGACAGUGAUUCUGGACAGGCCACAAAGAGUCACCCGGAUAGCGGUGCUAACAGGCUCUGACAAAGAAGGGAGGUACCAACUGCAGCAGGGGCAAGUGGAACUGGGCUAUGAUCCCCAGGAGGAGCCCAAAGGCUGCACUCGCUAUGCCCUGCUAGGGCCACUGGUGGGAGGGAAUUUGGACCAGAUAGUAUUUUCUGAAAAAGAGUCUGUGGAAGAAUUGAGUUGUAUCCGACUGCUGGUGUUGGCAUCUCAAGAGUCUUGGCUCCUGAUCAGGCAGAUCAAAGUCUGGACUGAGACUGAGGAAGAAGAGAAAUAGAGGGCACAGUGGGGAUUCUGAAAGAACUGCCUUUGAGAAUGGAAUCUAUGUGGUUGGGAAGAAAUAAAUUUACACACCAAUCAAGGGCUGCUCAUUCUUAA
Molecule: messenger RNA, 1261 nt
Organism: Saimiri boliviensis boliviensis (Bolivian squirrel monkey)
Lineage: Eukaryota; Metazoa; Chordata; Mammalia; Primates; Cebidae
Product: alpha-1,3-mannosyl-glycoprotein 4-beta-N-acetylglucosaminyltransferase-like protein MGAT4E
Biological process (GO): protein N-linked glycosylation
Molecular function (GO): acetylglucosaminyltransferase activity
Source: RefSeq, a predicted model, not a curated record